UGCUGUCAUCACUUUGUACAUAAAACAUCCAACAGGCAUGAUGACAUUAUGAUGAGUCUGCACAGGCCAGUCCCUCCAGUACCUGUCUGCUUUGUAAUAUCCAAUGCUGCAACUCUUCAAAGAACACUGUGUCGCACCAGGCUUCACACUCCUCGGCGGUAGAAGCGCUCACACACAGCCGCUCCUGCACUCCGCAUGUGUCUGCUGUAGACCGGUGGAGGGCUGCAGAGAGGACGGGACACAAACACAAACCUUCACACCAAGAUGGACUGAAGCAACAAGAUGGACUGCUGGAACAAGAGGUAAGUUGGCCAGGAAACCAACAUGAGGAAACCGCCGCUCACCACAGAGGAUUUGCUUUCUCAUUAAGCACAGCAUUUUUGCUCCUGCUUCAUCUGGGCUGAUGUGAAGAGGACGUUAUGGACUGACUGAGGGAGUCAGCGAAACAGAUGAGUCACAUAUGAGUGGUAGAUGAUGUAACAAUGUUUGGGCCUGCGUCGUCUAGCUGACCAUGGAGCUAAUUGGACCGUCAGAAAGGGAGAAAGUGUUUCUUCUCAUACGUUCAUUUUGCCAAUGACAAAACUAGUUACAAUCUCAGGCGGCGGAGAGGCAAUGACCUAAUUCAGAUGAAAUGACCUCAUACUGAUAAGUAGCCGGCCUCCUCGCUGGGUGAUGGAACAUAAUCACAAAUGGACUCUUAUCAUUGUGGCUGCAGUGUGUGAGGUUACAUGAUAUUUCUGUGUGUGUGAUUUGAUGCUACAUGCAGCCAUGUUGCGGCGUGGACUGCUUGCUUGGGUCUCCCGUGUUGGAGGCGUGCUGGUGCUCCUCUGCUGCUCCCUGUCGCUCCUCUACGUGAUGACCUGCAGUCCGCCGCACUCUGAUGACCCUCCGCUGAGCCACGCUCUCCCCCGUGCUGGACUCAACCACCCCAGCCUGGGGGGCACGGGGCCGGGGAUUGGAGCAGGAGCAGGUGGGCCAGGAGGAGCCCGACCUGGGCCUGCUCAAAGCGGUGGACCUCCAGGUGCUCAGUCUUAUCAGGUGCUCCUCCAAGAGCGCGAGGAGCAGCACCGCCUCCACAUCUCCUCCUUGAAGAAGCAGAUAGCUCAGCUGAAGGAGGCGUUGCAGGAGCGUAGCCAGCAGCUGAAAGGAGUGCAGGAGAGCCUGAAGAGAGCCAACGGGGGCCCAGCAGAGGGACAGGAAGCUGGGGCUGGAGCACAGGGAGGUGGUCUCGCAGACACUCAGGGAGCCAAGAGCCAGCAGGCCGACCUCCAGGAUUUCCUGCGGAGCCAGCUGUCGAAGGCCGAGGUGACCGCCGGCACUAGGUUGCCCAGCGAGUACGCGGUGGUGCCCUUUGAGAGUUUCACCCUGCAGAGGGUGUACCAGCUGGAGAUGGGGCUGACGCGUCACCCCGAGGAGAAGCCCGUGAGGAAGGACAAGAGGGAGGCGCUGGGGGAGGUGCUGGAGGCGGGCCUGCACAGCCUCAACACGCCAUCGUCCCAGCAAAACAGCAGGAGUGCAGCAGAAAAAACUCAAACAAGCAAAGUGUACACACCAUCUGACUUCAUAGAAGGUAUCACCCGUACAGAGAAGGACAAAGGGACGCUGUACGAGCUGACCUUCAGAGGGGAGUCCAGUAAUGAAUUCAGGCGCCUGGUCCUCUUCCGUCCCUUUGGGCCACUGAUGAAGGUGAAAAACGAGAGGGUGGACACGGCCAACGUCCCGAUCAACAUCAUCGUCCCGCUGUCCAGACGCACAGACAAGUUCAUACACUUCAUGCACAACUUCAGGGAAGUCUGUGUACGUCAGGACGGCCGGGUCCAUCUGACGGUGGUGUAUUUUGGGAAAGAGCAGAUGAGUGAAGUCCGCAGCACUCUGGAGAACACAUCCAGGGAAGUUAAUUUUAAGAACUACACUCUGCUGCAGUUGGACGAGGAGUUUUCUCGGGGACGGGGUUUAGACGUCGGGGCUCGAGCCUGGAAAGGAGGCAACGUGCUGCUUUUCUUCUGCGACGUCGACAUCUACUUCACCGCUGACUUCCUCAACACCUGUCGACUCAACACGCAGCCCGGUAAAAAGGUGUUCUACCCGGUGUUGUUCAGCCAGUACAACCCCACUCUGAUCUACGGAAGUCCUGAACACGUCCCGCCUGUGGAGCAACAGCUGGCGAUCAAGAAAGACACAGGGUUCUGGAGGGAUUUCGGUUUCGGCAUGACCUGCCAAUACAGGUCCGACUUCAUCAACAUUGGAGGUUUUGACAUCGACAUUAAAGGCUGGGGAGGCGAAGACGUCCACCUGUACAGGAAGUACCUCCACAGCAACCUCCUAGUGGUCCGAGCGCCAUCGCGAGGCUUGUUCCACCUGUGGCACGAGAAGCACUGCGCUGAUGAGCUCCCUCCAGACCAGUACCGCAUGUGCAUGCAGUCUAAGGCCAUGAACGAGGCGUCACACGGCCAGCUGGGGAUGCUGUUCUUCAGGCACGAGAUCGAAGCUCACCUCCGCAAACAGAAACAACAGCAAAACUCAAACCCCAAGAAGACAUGAAGACUUUAAAGUUGGUUGAAUUUGAAUCACCGCAAAGACUGCAGUCAGUUGAAAUAACUCCGAUGAAUUCAACUGAUCUGAGCUACAACAGAGUUUAAAGGAAUAGUUCAACAUUUUUGGAAAAUACGCUUAUUUGUUUUCUUACCAAGAGCUAGAUAAAAUCGAUACUACUCUCAUGUGGAAGCUACAACCAGAAGGUGAUUAGCUUAGCUUAGUAUAAAGACUGGAUACAGGGGGAAACAGCUAGCCUGACAGAAGGGGGAAAAAGCUGCCUACAGUACACGUUAUACAGUGGAAACUGCUUAUAGUGAUCACGUCUGUCCAGGGCAAAUUGAUCACUAUAAAUAGAUGAUUAUUAUAACCAAAUGUGUGUUGUUGUGCAUCAAUUCUCAUGCAGAUUACCAUCUAAUUGACAUUUGUAUAUUUAUUACAUUUAUACAAAAAGUAAUGAAACGGACCAAUUCGCUAUUUACCUGCUCACUUCGUUCUGAUAUCAAUGUGCAAGCAGCACAGGUAUCCAGCCGGAGAGCAGAUGUCCACGAGGCAAAGUAAGGGAGUAAAGUAAAAAACAAAACAAAAAUUCAACUAAUGUUAGUCUAACGUAGUUUUGAAAUGCUUUUCCAUAAGUUGUCAUGUAUGAAAAGACCCAAAAUUAACACUAUAAAUGGACUACUUGAUUACUAUAAGUGAAUUAUUUUAACCGCAUUUGUAUAACAAUGAUUCUGUACCAAGCUUUUGAUCCAUGUAAGCGGUUGAUCACUGUAUCUCGAAUCCGUACAAAAUGUGUAAAAGUGUAAUUUCUUGACUAUUUCUGAGCCAGGCUAUCUGUUCCCCCUGUUUCUUGUCUUUAUGCUAACCUAAGGUAACUUACUCCUGACUGUAGCUUCAUAUUUAACGUACAAAUUGUAUCAAUGUGGUAUCAGUGGUAUCGAUCUUCUCAUCUAACUCUCAGGAAGAAAGCGAAAAGGUAUAUUUUGGAAAAUGUCGAACUAUUCCUUUAAUGAAACGUGUGAAAACUUUUUUACUUUUCAAGGACUCUGAGCACUUUGUUGCUCUGGAAAGGACAAUACGAAAUUAAGUUUAAUUAAAAAUUGCCUUGAGGAAUUCAUCGACACAACUGGAGUUGGACAUUCAUCAACAGACCUCCUGUCUGAAUUCAUCCAUCCGUUUGUAUUUUCCUCAUUAAACUGCAGGAGGGCCUUUCAGAAAGAAUACACAGCAAAGUGUCUCUGUGUGAAAGGGGAACUGUGUGCCUUCUGUGAAUUACACCUGAACACUUGUCUCUUCUGGAUGGCCAGUGAAAAUUGAACACAGGUUUUUAUGUGUAUGGAAACAGAGCCACCUAGUGGACUGAAAGUGAGCGACAUGUCGGUGCGUAAACAAUGAAGGACUCUUUUUAAAGCCUGGAAUGGCCUUGUAAAACAUAUUAUUUUUUAUAAAUUAUUCAUUCCUUUAUUUAUGUUUGUUAUUAUUUUGUAAAUGCCACCAUGUAUAAGGAUUAUUAUUUCUGAUGCAGUUGUUGCCUGGACAGUAUUAUGAGUGGGCCAUUCACCUCUAUAAUGAAUGCUAUGAAAGACAGUAUCUUUAGGUUUUUGUCAGUAAAAUGACGCUAUCGCUGUCGCAAUAAGCCCAAAAUAUAACUAAAGAUACGUUUAUUUUUAAUUUAAAAAAUAAAACAUAAUGUACACUUAUUUGUGUUUUUGUCACAUAAAUAAUUUGUGGAUAGAUAAAGGAAAGGAUUAUUGACUGACUGACUGUAAUACUGUUAACUGUCCUGACAUUGACGAUGACUUAACAAGUCAGAAUGAAACUUAUUGAUUAAUAUUUUUGUUUCUGUCAAUCAAAAAAGUAUUAAUGAGCAGUCAUGGAAACUGGAGAUGCUGUAGAUUUAGAGAUGUAACUGCAUCGAUGGUACUUUAUAUUAGUUUUAAUAUACAUCUUGCUCCAGUGCUUCAGUCAAAACGAGCUGCAGCUAUUUUUGGUGGAUGACCAAAGAUGUGAAAAGAGGUACUUUCUGAAUCAUGUUUUUAUUGUUUUCAAUUGAAACAUUCCUUGAGAAAAAAAAAACAUUUAAUCGAAAAACAUUUAAUGGCUUUGAAAUGUAAAUUUCAAGUUAUUUUUUCACUUCAUGUACAUUAGUUGAAUAAAACAUAUUUGUGCAUUGA
Molecule: messenger RNA, 4706 nt
Organism: Sebastes umbrosus (honeycomb rockfish)
Lineage: Eukaryota; Metazoa; Chordata; Actinopteri; Perciformes; Sebastidae
Gene: csgalnact1a
Product: chondroitin sulfate N-acetylgalactosaminyltransferase 1a
Exons: 9
Coding region: 754-2541 (595 amino acids)
Cellular component (GO): Golgi cisterna membrane
Molecular function (GO): glucuronosyl-N-acetylgalactosaminyl-proteoglycan 4-beta-N-acetylgalactosaminyltransferase activity
Source: RefSeq, a predicted model, not a curated record